Molecule: messenger RNA, 598 nt
Organism: Pyrus x bretschneideri (Chinese white pear)
Lineage: Eukaryota; Viridiplantae; Streptophyta; Magnoliopsida; Rosales; Rosaceae
Product: heavy metal-associated isoprenylated plant protein 39-like
Exons: 3
Coding region: 76-378 (100 amino acids)
Molecular function (GO): metal ion binding
Source: RefSeq, a predicted model, not a curated record
CGGCCGAAUCACAAAAUCUCAAAUCUCUCUUCCCUUUUUGUUUGUGUUCUUCCAUUCCUCCUCUCUCAAAGCAAUAUGGCUCAGAAGGUGGUCCUGAAGGUUCUGACCAUGACCGAUGACAAAACAAAGCAGAAAGCCAUUGAAGCUGCCGCUGAUAUUAUUGGGAUUGAUUCGAUCGCGGCGGAUCUAAAGGACCAGAAGCUAACAGUGGUAGGACUGAUGGAUCCGGUGGCCGUAGUGAAGAAGUUGAAGAAGGUUGGUAAGGUGGAUAUAGUAUCUAUCGGACCAGCCAAGGAAGAGAAGAAAGAAGAAAAGAAAGAUGACAAGAAAGAUGGAAAGGAGGGGAAAAAAGAAGAAAAGAAGGAGGACAAAAAGUAAAAUAUAGUUACCAAAUUUUAUCUCUCAUGGUAAUAUUUUCUUUUCUUGUAAGUUGGCGGUUAUGUUUUUUUUUUUUUUUUUUAUGGUCAUAGAGUUAUGUAUAAUGUUUUGUUUAAUUUCAUGGGAUUGGGAUGUAAAAAAGGGCAAACGUACGUACUCUGAUAAUAUUAAGCAAAUAAGUAAGCAAAUGGCUUCCGUAGAGAGGUUAGAUUUUUUUAUA